CCCACAGCUGGCUGAGAGCUGGGGCGAAAGGAAACUGAGGCUCUCCCAGAGAGAAGUUGCUUCCUCCCAGACCUUCUACAUCUGCCAUCUCGCUGCUGCCGCUUCCCCACUCCCAAUUCUUAGCAGUAAAUAAGAAGAGAGGAUUCCCCGUCCUUCCCUCCCCCGUCCCUCCUGCCCCUCCCUGCCGCGCAAGAAAGCUUCGGGUGGCUAGGGCACGGGAGACUCCACACUCCACCCUAGUCGUUGGGGAAGUCCUAAGCGGGGGAGGAGCUGCAGAGCCGCUUCUUGGGAAAGUUGGCCUGGGAGCAGCUGCGCUCUCACUCAGUUGGGCUGGUGCUGCUAGGGAGCCCAGGCCUGGGCGGAUCUCCUUCCUAUUAUUUCGGGAGUCUGCUGAGUUAGAGAAGAGUAGUUCUAUUCUGGUCUGCAGAAUCCCACUCCAAGGGGGUAACCGACUAGCAGGAGUUUCUGAUUGGAAGUUCAGCUACAGAAGCGCUUUUGUCCUGACGGGACUUUUUCUCAAGUAACACAACUAGCCGGGCCAGCCAAACUCGCCGGCAGUCCCAGCAGGUGUCCCUAGAUCUUCCGCCAGACUCUCAACCAGGGGGCGGGAGGAGGGGGCGGGAUUGGCAACGAGCCCCGGUAGGUGCCUGCUGCCUGCAGGAGUUGCCUAGCCUCCUGGGACAGAACAGGACCGAACCGUGGCGUGAUGGAACCAGCCAGCCAGUUAGAGGAGAUCCAUCGGCUUCGUUCCCUCUUCUACGCUUGCGAUGCGAAUCGCUCUGGACGCAUCGAACGCGAAGAGUUCAGUGCCUUAUGUGCCGAGCUGAAGGUCCAGCCCGAAGAGGCCGAAGCGAUUUUUCAGCGCUUGGACGCUGACUGCGACGGGGCGAUUACCUUCCAGGAGUUCGCCAGGGGCUUCCAAGGGGCCAGCCGGCGGCGGCGGCGGCGGCAGAGCUGGGGCGAGCGGCCGCCGCAGCUGGAGCUGGCACAGGUUGCACCUGCGGUGGACACGGACAAGGAAGACGAGGAGGGAGAGGCAGCCGUUCUGACUGCUCCUUGGGGCAUGGAGAGCUUGGGCCAAGCGUGGCAAGAUUUCCAAGUCCGGCUCGGGGAGGAAGCCAAGUUCAUCCCUAGAAAAGAACAAGUUAGCAUUCUGUAUCAGAACAUCAACAUUUUGGAGCCGAGAUUAAUUCAACCCUAUGAACAUGUUAUCAAGAACUUUAUUCGAGAGAUCAGACUUCAGAGCACUGAGAUAGAAAACCUGGCUAUCGCAGUGAAAAGAGCCCAGGACAAAGCAGCCAUCCAGUUGAGUGAGCUAGAAGAAGAGAUGGACCAGAGGAUUCAAGCCACAGAACAUAAAACAAGGAAAGAUGAAAAACGAAAAGCUGAAGAGGCACUAAAUGAUCUCAAACGUCAGUAUGAAGCAGAAGUAGGAGAUCUUCAGGUGACCAUCAAAAAACUCAAAAAGCUCGAAGAACAAUCAAAGACCUUAAGUCAAAAAGAAGAUGUGGCUGCAUUAAAGAAAAGAAUUUAUGAUUUGUCAACAGAAAAUCAGAAAGUUAAAAAAGAUCUCUUAGAAGCACAAACAAAUAUAGCCUUUCUUCAGAGUGAAUUAGAUGCCUUGAAAAGUGACUAUGCUGAUCAAAGUCUGAAUUCAGAAAGGGACCUGGAAAUAAUCAGAGAAUAUACUGAAGAUAGAGAUUGCCUUGAGAGGCAAAUUGAAAUGCUUCAAACAGCCAACAGAAAACUACACGACAGUAAUGAUGGAUUAAGAAGUGCACUGGAAAACACCUUUAGUAAAUACAACAACAGAUCCUUGCGUAUCCAUAAUAUAUCACCAGGAAGCACACUUUCUAGAGGCAGUCUCAAAUUUAAUGGCAACCAUUCACCUCAGAAUUUGCGGUAUGACCGGUCAUCACGUUCUUCCUACGUGGAUGAGGAUUGUGAUUCAUUAGCGCUUUGCGAUCCAAUGCAAAGGAUAAGCUGUGAGGUUGAUAGCCUGCCUGAGAGCUGCUUUGACAGUGGUUUGUCGACUUUGAGAGAUGCUAAUGAAUAUGAUUUUGAGGUGGAAGACAAGCAUCAAAGGAGUUUUCAAAGGUCACAGUGCACACAGGAGAGCUUUGGGGGUGAUGCGUCUGAUACAGAUGUUCCAGAGAUACGAGAUGAAGAGGCUUAUGGUUCUGACAAUAACAGUACAAUACUAGAUUGGAAAUCCUCAGAAUCUGUUGCUGAAGGGAACUUUGGUACUUCUGUAAGAAAGCCCAUAUCAGCUCUCUCACCGCAGGCAAACUUGGCUGAUGACAGCCAUAAAUAUCCUAGCUCAGAAAAGGCAUAUAAAAUUGUUCUUGCUGGAGAUGCUGCUGUGGGGAAGUCUAGUUUUCUUAUGAGGCUUUGUAAGAAUGAAUUUCGAGGAAACACCGGGGCCACUCUAGGAGUUGAUUUUCAAAUGAAGACACUUAUUGUGGAUGGAGAACCUACAGUAUUACAGCUCUGGGAUACAGCUGGUCAAGAGAGAUUCCGAAGUAUAGCAAAAUCCUACUUUAGAAAAGCAGAUGGUGUGCUGCUGUUAUAUGAUGUGACCUGUGAGCAAAGUUUCCUAAAUGUACGAGAAUGGGUAGAUACUAUCCAGGAUGCAGCCCAUGAUACAAUUCCAAUUAUGAUGGUGGGAAAUAAGGCAGAUCUUUGGGAAACAGCUUUGGCCCAGGGACAGAAGUGUGUGCCAAAACAUUUUGGAGAAAAACUGGCCAUGACCUAUGGUGCCUUAUUCUGUGAAACAAGUGCUAAAGAAGGUUCCAAUGUUGUGGAAGCUGUUCUUCAUCUGGCACGGGAAGUGAGAAAAAGAGCUGAUGAUGAUGAUGACAGCAAAUCAGUUACCAACUUGAGUGGUCCAAGUGCAAAAAAGUCAACACAGAUGAAGAAUUGCUGUAAUGGUUAAAUCAGAAAAUUUUGGACCUAAGAAAUUUUAUUUUUCAACAUCAUUGUUAUCAUGAGCAAUGGCAUGGCAUAUAUAGCUGACAACUAGAAUAUAAUAUAGGUCCUAUACAGUGGUGUAUUUCAUCUCAUUGUGGAGCCUCUGCUCACUCUGCCCCUUUUUCUCAUGUGAUUAUGGGAAUUCAAAAAUUGAUUUCUAUUUACGUUUUUUUUGGCCAGCAGGCAUUCUGUAGUCAAGUUCUAAUACAAUUUUACUAGAUUAACUAUUUUUCAGAAAAGACUACGUAGCAUUACUCUCCUAUCAGAACUAGCAAAGAAAUUAUUUAAAUAUAUUUUUAAUAUAAAAAUUUUUUCCAUCACUUCCAACAAUAUUUUGGCAUAUUUAAAUAGCUGAAGUAGUGGAAAUAACCCUGGUCUGGGAAUCAGAUUUGUGAUCCUGCUACUACCUUUAAGACACUUAUCUGUUACUUAAUGUGUUGGUGCCUCAGUUUCCUCAUUUAGUAAAAAAGAAAUGACAGUGCUGGUCUAAAUUAUCUCCAACUCCAUAUACCUGUGAUGUCAUGAUUUGAAGUAAAGAAAGAUUUAUCAUACCUAUAUCCUUUAGAAAUAUUAUAGCUUCUAGUUAUAUUACAAAGGGUUCCAGCAACUCAUUAUUUUGAUAUAGCAAGAGUAUUAUUUUCUCACUGUUAAGAAUAAAGAGAAGUAUUUAUUAAAAGUUAAAAGUGAUUGAUAUAUCAGUCUCAGGCUAUGCUAUUAAUUGAAAUAUCAAUAUUUUUUUAAAAAGCAAUGGAUUUUUUUAAAAAGAGAAAACAUUUUUAUUCAUGUGAACUAUUUCUGUAGAGGAAGAAAAAUACCUUACUAUAUUAGAAAAUACUAUGUAUAGUAAGUAAAAUCAUAAAUUUUUAAUGGGAAAUAUUUCAAAUAGCAAACUUCUAAAAAAAGUGUGAUUUUCUGGACAUGUCACUCUGCACUUUAAAAAUUGAAAGUGUUAUAGAAAAAAAAACUGUGUUGGUAGAUUGAACUUAUACUUAGCUUAUUAGAAACUUUCAAUAGUUUCAUAAAAAUCCCUCAUGAAAAUUUAAAUACCCCAAUUUUAGUAUUAUUUAUAUUCAUCAUAUUAGAUACAAUAGAUAUUUAAAGAUAUUAUCUAAAUUUUUUCAGGGUUUUAAAAUUGGUUCAUAACAGUAUGUCUUAUUUUAAAAUAUAGAGAGGUGGCUAAAAAUCCUUUUGUCAUUAUGAGUAUAUAUGAAUUGUAAUAAUUCUCAUUUCCACUCUAGAAAACCAUAAGAGCACAUGUCCUUUCUUUAGAAAUGAAUAUAGCUUUCGGGUUUUUUGGGUUUUUUUUGAUGUUUAUGAGAGGAAAUAGGACAACUCUCAAUAUGUGAACCAUGGUGUGGUGGAGAAAACACAUCCAAUCUUAUGGUAAAUAUGGUUGAAUAAGGUGAUUUUAGGAUUUUCUUUACAAUUGAUUUGAAAAAUCCUUACAUUUAUAGGACUCAUCUAUCUAUAGAGUUCAACUUGGAUAUUAAAAAAGGGAAACUAGAUCUUCAUCUGUUAUUUAUUAUAUAGAGCUGAAUUUACUUAUUUAUAGAAAGAUCUUGACUUAAGUAGAGUCAAGGCUUGUGGAGAAAAUUAAAAAGAAAACUGUUAUCAUUAACAAGAAAUUUGGUAUAUUAACUAAGAGAUAAUAAUAAGCUCUGAUUUAACUCUGAUGCAGUAUAAGAUUAUUUUUUAUUUUUAAUUUUAAUGUGCUGUUAUGGAUUUAGUUCUUAAGAAAUGAGUCUACUUUUGAAAAUGGUGCAUCAGCAUAAGAGCAAAUUUUUGGUCAAAUAAGAUGUCUUAUCUGUGUCAUAUUGUCUUUAAUUUAUGUAUAAAUGUCUUAGUUUUUUUGAUUUUAUUUUUCACUAGUCUAGACAAGCCAAGAUGUAGCUGCUAUUCUUUUGCCCUCCAAUGGUAUGACUUAUUUUUGACAAUGUUGAACUACUGAUGGAAUGCAGGUGAUGUAAAUAAAAUGACCUAAAAUUUUUGCAUAUCAUUGGGAUGUUCAUCAUCCCAAGCUGUGUGAUGUAAUACACCUUAUUUUAUAGCGCCUAUUUAUUUCCAAGGGAAUGUCUCUUCAUAUUUGUCUAAUAGUCUGUAAAUAAGAUUGUAUUUAUUAGAAAUAUUUACUCUCUUGUUUUUUUGUAAAGUCAUCUUACUCAUUCAUUAUUAGCAAAAGUAAAAUAUGGCCACAGGGCUAAAUGAACAACUUGAUUCAAAGAGGAGUUAGAUGAAAAAUUCUAAUAACAUGAUCGGAUUGUGAAACAACAUCUAGAAGUUAAUUCUGUUGAAAUAUGACAAAUCUACCAACAAUCCUGUUUCCACAAAUGUGGGGAUCAGUAUAAGGAUGUAGAUUUGACCAGAAGUAAAUGAACUUAAGUUGUUUUUACACCUAAUGACAUAUUUGUUCAAGGCUUUAAAUAUAAGACAUAAAGUUGCACUUAAUAAACUUAUCCUUAUCUCUUUAGUUCUUUUUGCAAAUACAUACCUGAAUGUGUAUACUUCACAUCAAUGUUAUACUAUAUCCUUUUUUAAAAUCAUGAAUCCUGGCAUUUGAAUAGGAAAAUGCCUUAUAAGGAGUCAUUUUUCCAUCAUUUUUACUUUAUUUUUUCACAAAAUGCAUUUUUCUUCUCAUUUAAUACUUAAUGUGAUUUGUAUCAACCCAAUUCCCAGCCUUACUUUUGCAAAUAAAGUUUAAAAUAAAAGACUUAUUUUCAUAUUUGUACAGUGAUCAGCUUUAGUAAUGACUAUAUUUUAUAUAUGAGUGUACAUAUGUAUGUAACAAAUAUCUUAUGUCUAUAUGAAGUAAGUCUCAGAGUGUGGAGUAAUAAUUUUAUGUUUCUGGUUUCUGUGGUUUAUAUUUUUAAGGUGUGGAUUGACCUUCCUUCAUUUUUACUUUUCCUCAAACAUUCAUAAUUAUGCCAUAAAGUAUACUUUUAUAUCAUUUCUUAUCUCUGUGGAGCCACAGAUGUGUUGUAUAUAUUUCAAAUUUAAUAAAAUGUGCUUUAAUUAGCUUUUUGGAAUAUUCUCUUCUGCUUUGCCCCCCUGGUUGUA
Sarcophilus harrisii (Tasmanian devil) is the source of this 6024-nucleotide messenger RNA. RefSeq names its product RAS and EF-hand domain containing (gene RASEF). Bases 707 to 2935 code for a protein of 742 amino acids. Gene Ontology annotation, molecular function: calcium ion binding; GTP binding; GTPase activity. The transcript has 17 exons. The record is from RefSeq and is a predicted model, not a curated record. NCBI's taxonomy places the organism in Eukaryota, Metazoa, Chordata, Mammalia, Dasyuromorphia, Dasyuridae.